UCCUUCACCUGCCUGGCCGGGAGUAAACAAACAGUUAAACGUCAAGUGACAGUGUUUCCACAACGCUCAUACUUGCCAUUUGUGGGAUAUUAAAAGAAGUUAAUAUAUUUGAAAGAGUGAAAUUAAUCCAUAUGUAAUUUAUGAUUAUUUUGAAUUACUUAUAAUUAAUGACAAAGGGUAGGAUUUUCAAUUUAAAUAUACGUAGUGUAAAGUAAAUGUUUGACAACCAAGCACUGUGCCACGUACCCUCUAACACACCAGCAAGUGUUAGGUCGUGUUACCUUCGGCGGUAUAUUGGAAGAUCAUUGUUAACGGUUCUCUAGUCAUCAUGGCAGAAGAAUCUCCAGUUAAACGAGCCCUGUUGACUGGUAUUACAGGUCAGGAUGGGUCAUACCUGGCUGAGCUACUGCUGAGUAAGGGGUACCAAGUACAUGGUAUUAUUAGGAGGUCAUCCUCCUUCAACACCGGCCGCAUCCGUCACCUGUACGAGGACGCCAAGAUCCACAGAAAUGGCAGGAUGACUCUCCACUAUGGUGACUUGACAGACUCUACCUGCUUGGUCAAGAUCAUCUCACGUGUACAGCCUGAUGAGAUAUACAACCUUGGUGCUCAGAGCCAUGUUAAGGUGUCAUUUGAUUUGGCUGAAUAUACAGGAAAUGUUGAUGCUAUGGGAACACUACGCCUACUUGAUGCCAUUAGAACUUGUGGCUUAGACAAGAAAGUAAAAUUCUAUCAAGCGUCCACAUCUGAACUCUAUGGAAAAGUUCAAGAAAUUCCACAGAAGGAGACGACUCCAUUUUACCCAAGGUCCCCCUAUGGUGCUGCCAAACUGUAUGCUUAUUGGAUAGUAGUGAACUAUAGAGAAGCAUAUGGUAUGUAUGCCUGUAAUGGAAUUCUCUUUAACCAUGAAUCUCCGAGAAGAGGAGAAACGUUUGUGACACGCAAGAUCACUCGAUCUGUAGCAAAGAUUCAUUUGGGACACUUGGAAAAAUUUGAACUUGGAAAUCUGGAUUCUCAGAGAGACUGGGGACAUGCAAAGGACUAUGUUGAGGGUAUGUGGCAGAUGCUUCAAUUGGAUGAGCCUGAGGACUUUGUGUUAGCCACAGGGGAAGUUCAUUCUGUCAAGGAGUUUGUAGAGGCCGCUUUUAAUGAGAUAGGGCAAGAGAUCUACUGGGAAGGCUCGGGCGUGGAUGAGAUAGGCAAGGAGAAGGGCACCGAUGUUGUCAGAGUGACUGUCAACCCCAAGUAUUACCGUCCAGCAGAAGUGGAGUUCCUACAAGGUGAUCCCACCAAAGCCUUCAAGAAGUUUGGUUGGAAACCCACCUUCACCUUUGAUGCACUUGUCAAGGACAUGGUACAAGCAGAUAUAGAGCUUAUGAAGAAAGACCCUAGUGCCUAAAGUUGUACAAUGGUGCAGCUGCUUCCUCAGGAUGUGCGUGUUGUCACUGCUUCAACCGAGAGGUUUAUGUAAUGUACCUUGUGUUGUGUUGUCAAAAUGCACUUUUUGAGUGAAGAUUAUGUUUUGGGUUUUUAUUUGUGAAAGGUUGUAAAUGCAAGUCAAUAGUUUUACAGUAUUUUGUGAGUGAAGUAUUAUAUUUGUUGCUGUGUUACAUCAUGCAGACAGGUACAGUACAAAAAUUCCUCAACUUAUGAAGGAUUCUCUUGCUGAAAAGAAAGCAUGAAUUGAAAUUUCAUUAAUCAAAUGUUCCUAUGAAAAGAAUUGCCCCAAAUUUUUCAUUUGGUGACAUAUAAGACAUUUUUAAGGACUUAUUUAAUGAUAAGGAAUACAGUAUUUAUAUUAUAAACUACUGGUAAUAAUAAUAUGGACACAUAUCAAGUUUAUUUACUGAAAUUGAAAAGAAUACAAUACAAACAAGAAUAUAUUGUGGUUGAUGUCUGGUAUGUUAAAACAGUAUAUAAUGUAAGUGAAUAGCUCAGUAGUUAUUGAGAGGCUGUGGCACUGUCCGUCUUACACAGUGUGAGGCCUAACCACAUGUUUUUCAUUCCACAGUUACACCAGUCAAUGUUCUUGAUACAUAUUGUACCUUUUUGCUUGUACUGGAUGUGAUUAUUAGUGUAGGUUUUGCUGACUAUUGAAUGCUACAGUACUGUAGCAGUACCCUCACUAAUUUGAGAUUCAGAAUUUGAUGUUUUUGGAUGCUUUUAUAUUUUCACCCAAGGUAGAAUUUACGAAAGAUUUUGUGACUUUGGAAGUAAAUAUUGAAUUAGUCCAGAAAUCUUGAAAUAACUCACGUGACUUUCUUUAUGUAAUGGGAGAUGUGUUCCUUUGAAAAAGAAAAAAUCUUCCACUCAUCUUGUGUACUAUUCAGUUCUUUAAUGAUUUAAACGUGAAAAUUAUAAUGAAAAAUUGACCGAUGCAUAUGAAACGAGAUUAAAAAGGAGCAAGGUAUGCUUGUAAACAAAGUGGAAUAUUGUAGUGUAUGAAGAACAAUGUGAAAAUUGUAGGACACACACAGUACAGAUCUGUUAUAUUACAGUAAUAUACAUUAUUAUACAGGUAAUAAUAAUAAAAAAAAUUAAUGCAACAUUAUUAUAUUAAUGGUACAUUGCUCAUACAGUGUCCCUCAGAGGCAUCAGUAGCAGUACCAUUGCUUGUAAUAAUCCCAAAGAACCCCAUCACCCCAUGGAAUCUUGUGUUGGCAUUAUGCCUAAGACAGUGUGAGGUUUUGUCAUGUUAGGCUUCCCAUUAUUGAACAUUAAAGCACAUGUCCUGUAAAAAUCACAAAUUUCUCUCUAAUAGUGAGGUGAGUUAAGGCAAGGAUCUAGAAUUGUGAAGUAAUUUCAAUGUGUUGGGAUAAAUUGAUAUUUUGAGCUGGCUUAAUCAACCCAGAGCUCUGACAAAUUGAAUUAGUGAGGAUUCACAAUAUACAUUGAUCCCUCGGUUAACGAACGCCUCGGUUAACGAAAUUUUGGUUAACAAACUACCUUCCAUAAGAUUCUUCACUUCGGUUAACGAAAAAAUUUCAGUUAACGAAUUCCUUACGAAUUU
This is a messenger RNA of Homarus americanus (American lobster), 3010 nucleotides long. It is a transcript of the gene Gmd, whose product is annotated as GDP-mannose 4,6 dehydratase-like. The transcript is spliced from 9 exons. Bases 329 to 1399 code for a protein of 356 amino acids. Gene Ontology annotation, molecular function: GDP-mannose 4,6-dehydratase activity. Lineage: Eukaryota; Metazoa; Arthropoda; Malacostraca; Decapoda; Nephropidae. Gene Ontology annotation, biological process: GDP-mannose metabolic process. The record is from RefSeq and is a predicted model, not a curated record.